CAUGCCUACCCCUCUAACAUUUCCUCAUAUCUGCUUUAUCACAUGGUUUUGCUUCCCAUGUUACCUUGCCUAUGAAGGCCCCAGUUAAGGAAUUGCCUCUGGCUAUGUACAUAUAUAAUCAACUCACUUCAUUACCUUCUGCAUAGCAAGUGUUCUAAGACUUGAAGCCCUUCUUUUCCUACCAUCUUAAAAGCUAGAUUAACAAGAUGAUCAGUGCCAAAAAGCUUAUCAAACUGGCAAGGAAAUGGCAGAGGAUGGUUUCUCUAAGGCGAAAAGCAAUAGCACUGCCAAGAAACAUUGAGAUUGUGGAUGCAGAAAAUUGGAGCACAUCAUGCCUUGGCGAGAAAGGUCACUUUGUGGUGUACACAAUUGAUCAAAGACGCUUUGUGCUUCCCUUAGAAUAUCUUAAGAGUGAUAUUGUCAAAGAAUUAUUCGAUCUCGCUGAAGAAGAGUUUGGAUUGGCAAGCAAUAGUCCUCUCAUAUUGCCAUGUGAAGCAGCCUUUAUGGAGUACAUAAUUGAUUUAAUCCAAGGGCGUAUGACUAAAGAUGUAGAGAAAGCAUUGCUAAUAUCCAUCGCUAGCAUUCGCUGCUCAUCAUCUAUCAGUUUUCAUCAAGCAAUUACAAGUCAACAAUUACCAAUCUGCAGCUUCUAACAUUCUAUUUUGCAAUUGAUCUGCAUAAGAGUACAGAAAUUUUUGAAAAAAGUUUUGUAAGACUCUCUUCAUUAUGAAUUAGUUAGCGUUUAGACACCACAUCUAGCACUUACUGUUUUAUCAAAUAAGUAUUUGCAAGCAAUUCUAAGCAAGGGAUGCACAAUUUUAUUUAUUAGAUUUUUCUUUCUGGGUCUAAGACUGCCAUGUCAUUGCAGGGAUUCUUCAUCCACACAGUGA
This is a messenger RNA of Hevea brasiliensis (rubber tree), 890 nucleotides long. RefSeq names its product auxin-responsive protein SAUR63-like. NCBI's taxonomy places the organism in Eukaryota, Viridiplantae, Streptophyta, Magnoliopsida, Malpighiales, Euphorbiaceae. The transcript has a single exon. Gene Ontology annotation, biological process: response to auxin. The record is from RefSeq and is a predicted model, not a curated record. Bases 207 to 653 code for a protein of 148 amino acids.